CAACACUUGAAGCGCACCCCACACCUGACGCUUGCGCGAGUUGCGCCAAGGAAUGCUCCGCUUGACGGUAAAAGCUGGGCGCCAAGAGCUUGACGGAGGACGUUCCCUCACAGCUGCACACCUGGGAGUGUCCUCCGCUUGACGGCGGAACCCGCCCCCUUGACUUCCGCAAGCGCGCGCGCGCGAUGCCCGCAUUAAGCGGAGAAUUCUCCCCCCUUCUUCCCCUCUCCACGCGGUCGGGACAUCAGGGCAUUUCGCCACGUGGCGCACGGCCAUUCGCUUUUUCCCACCUCCCCGCAUUCAACGCUCACGUUCCACAGGCCCUCCCCGUCCGGAAUGCGCGUCGAUCGCGGCAGCUCCGUAAACCACGCACGCCCGAGCGAGUGGGGAAGAAACGAGGAAAGGGAAAGCGAGGGUGCUGGCAAUGCGGGUUUUAGAAACCACUAUGUGACCUUGGGAGUGCCGAAGCGCGCCAGCAAGCAGGAGAUUAAGGCUGCCUUUAGACGGUUGGCUCGCAAGUGUCAUCCGGACGUGUCGCAUCACCACCAGUCCACUCAGGCAUUCCGUGCGAUUCUGGCUGCUUAUGAGGUUCUAUCCAACGACCAGCAACGGCAGCAGUACGACUUCACACUCGCACCAGAAGAGACAGCCACCGGGCCUUACCGGACCCAACCUACACAUUUCUACUGGGGCCCGCAUGGUCAUCCUUCCGCCGCUGCUGCUGCCACCACCUCAGCAUCUGCAGGUGCAGCGGCAGCAGCAGCAGCAUCAGAGUCAGCUCCCUACUCCUCCGCUGCAUUCCCUCGUGAUACAGGUGACUGGUGGGUUCCCCCCUCCACAUCCUACCGACCUGGCACCCGCUCAUCUGCCUACUCAGCAUCAGCAUCAGCAUCAUCAGCCAACUCGUCAGCAGAGGAAGCAGGAGCAGCAGAAGAUUCCCACCAGGAUUCAGCCUCCUUUUUCCGCUGGCCGCUCAACUACUCGCAGGUGAAGUCGGGGGUCAGACGGCAGCGCAGAGCAGCGCACAGCCAAGCCCAAGCGCAGUCCGACGCCCGGUUCUACCGUGCAAGCGCUGCAUAUGGCUCGCACACCACUCAUGAUGAACAGCAGCAGCAGCAGCAGCAGCAGCAAGAUGGAGGUAGGUGGGAGCAAUGGGAAACACAGCAACGGCACACGAGAAGAUCACACAGCCACAGCCACAGCCACUCAUAUAGGGAGGCUUAUGACAAGCAACGCCGGGGUGGUAACCGCACACAUCCACGCCACCGAUCGGAUGACCGUGCGGACGAAUGGGAUCGAUCCAGGUGGCAGGAGGAGGAGGAGGAGGGGGCAGAAGGCAGGCAUCCCUCCUUGGAGCCCUUCACCCUCCCUCUAUCCUUCUCACGCGUUUUCCUCGGCCCAUGGGUGGCCGACGCGCGCCGCUUCGCCCUCUACCGCCUCCGCUCGCUCUUCCCAGGCGGUCUCCGGUCUGUCUCGUCCGCCCUAUCCCUGUCAUUCGCCCUCUUCCUUCUCUUCUCAUGUGCUGUGGCGUUCGGCAGCGAGCGCUUGCUAGGCGUGCUCGCCUUUGCUCUCAUGUGGGGAACCAGCGCGGGUACCAGAUAGCCGGGAUUGUGGCGUGGCGCCUGGGGGGGGUGAGGGGUCUGGUUCUGGUUGUGGGGUUGAGUGCGGUUCAGUGGGUUGCUGGGCCCAUGUUUUGCCACAGGACGGCGGCAUUGGUGGCGGUCGUGGUGUGGCUGGGAGGACAGGUGGCGGCUCGGCUCUCGAUUUCACCGCUGGUGCUGGCUUUGCUUGCGUCUAGGUUGGUGCAUGUUUGGGACAAGGAUUAAUAAUGCCAAUAGCUGCGGUGUAUAUAAUGUGUAAGCAAGCACCCGAGAAUACUCGU
This is a messenger RNA of Closterium sp. NIES-67, 1882 nucleotides long. The record is from the annotation of a GenBank genome assembly. Lineage: Eukaryota; Viridiplantae; Streptophyta; Zygnematophyceae; Desmidiales; Closteriaceae.